Molecule: messenger RNA, 1364 nt
Organism: Oryzias melastigma (Indian medaka)
Lineage: Eukaryota; Metazoa; Chordata; Actinopteri; Beloniformes; Adrianichthyidae
Product: conserved oligomeric Golgi complex subunit 2
Biological process (GO): Golgi organization; intra-Golgi vesicle-mediated transport; protein transport
Cellular component (GO): COG complex; membrane
Source: RefSeq, a predicted model, not a curated record
GUAUAAGGAAAUAGCAGGACGCCUGGAAAACUCCAUAAGUGAUGGAUUAGAGGCAGCAUCAGCUGGAAGCAUGUAUCAUCUUCAGGUGUCUGAAGUGUUGUGGUCCUGUUUGUUGAAGUGUUGGGCAGAUAAAGUGUAUCUGCCUCCUUUGACCCAUCGCUUUUGGAAGCUCACGCUCCAGUUGUUUUCGCGGUAUGCCCAGUUCCUCAAUGAGGUGUUGACAAAGACUCCUCCCACUGAGGGGCCAAAGGAGCCGGUGAGGCCUCUGCCCAGCUCGGCCUCCUCCACGUCCAGCCGCACUUCCAUGGAUGACGGCGGCAGUGAGAGCGGAAGCCCGGCUUCUCUGUCCACCAAACAGCUGGUUCACAUCGCCGCUGAUGUGCAGAAGCUGCAGGACCAGAUCCCACAACUAUCGGAGAUGGUCAGGCAACGACUAGAAGCCAUUGGAUUCAAGAACUUUAGUGUUGUUGAAGACGCCCUAGCAGACUCCAAGUCUUGCCUGUCGAGCAGCAUCCCCUCCCUGAACACCAGGAUGACGCAGCAUCUGACCGAACGCUGCUGCCGCUUCCUGAAAAGUGCAUCUGAGGUCCCACGUCUGUACCGCAGGACUAAUAAAGACAUGCCGGUCCGUGCAUCUGCAUACAUGGACAACGCGCUGCGGCCCCUCCAUCAGCUGUUGACCGACUCCACAGGGUUGGUCACCCCCGUUACAGCACAAGCGUGGCUGCGGGUGGUGUUGUCCGACUGCACGCAGAAAUAUUAUGAGACCAUAUCAGAGGUGCUGAGCUCAGUGAGAAAGAUGGAAGAGAGCUUAAAGCGCUUGAAGCAGGCCAGAAAGGGUGCAGCUGCAGCCACAACAGCAGGAGCAAACGGGGGACCCACGGAUGACACCAAGAUUCGACUUCAGCUGGCUCUGGAUGUGGAAUACUUGGGGGAACAGAUCCAGAAAAUGGGUUUUCAGCCAGAGGACAUCUCCAUGUUCUCCACUUUAAUGGAUCUUGUCAAAGAAGCCCGGGAACUUGCAGAACAGAACCAGUAAAAAUGUGAACCCAGUGACUGAAACCUCUCACUCUGCUCUGGUAAAAUAGUUUAAAGAACUGACAGGUGGAGAGUUGAAGAGCCAACACUACUGAAUCUUUAUGCAAACCUCAGAGACUCUGAAGAAACGUUUGAAGAUGAAUUGUGGAAUGUAAUGUGGGUAAAAAGAACGCAUGGGACAAUAUAGUAUACUACUAUGUGGGGAAAAAAACUUCUAUGUACUGAUGUUGAGCUGGAAUAUUGUGCUGUAAAUGGAGAAUGUCAGAGCGUUGUUGUCUCUCACAUCUGAUAUUUGUCUAAAAAUAAAUACUUAUUUGUGACAAAAA